Messenger RNA from Babesia bovis T2Bo, 1635 nucleotides. RefSeq names its product putative integral membrane protein. NCBI's taxonomy places the organism in Eukaryota, Apicomplexa, Aconoidasida, Piroplasmida, Babesiidae. Bases 6 to 1607 code for a protein of 533 amino acids. The transcript is spliced from 3 exons. The record is from RefSeq and is a predicted model, not a curated record.
AAACAAUGACACAAUACGGCCAGGUUUGUAUUCGGUCUGCCGUUUGCCUAUACCACUUUAUACUGCUUCGAAAUGGGCUUAAUAUAGGUAAAAUAUUGAAUAUAUUGAUCAAUUUCCUACCAAUAAUAUCACUAGUAAGAGCAUCUAAUUUUGGUAGUUUCACGUACUAUGGCAUGAAGGAUGAAAUACCUUUAGGGUACAUCCAGGACUACUUUUUGAAAGAUGUAGUCGACGAUAUAUCAUCACACGAAGGUAUAUCUGCAUCGGUAAUUGAUAUCGCCGAAUACAACCGUCUUGCCCGAGUUCGAGGUUUUAAAAAUAUCGACAGUGAUUACGAUGUAGCAUAUUUGUUAUACACGCAUAGGGGGAUUCAUAAAUCACUUAUAUAUAAUAAAAAAAGACAUAUAGCGCGUUGGGCUACUGUCAAAAGUGUUGUGGAUCAGAUUCUUGAACAAAGAGAAUUGGGGAUCGAUACCCGGGAAGAUGGUACGGAAGAUGCAAUCGCGUCUAUUAAAUAUGAUUAUCAAUGCAUUCCUCUACAUGAUUUGACCACUAAUGCCUAUGAUGAAAUCCAGAAACUCGAAUUAUAUAUGGAUUUUCGAAAAGGGUCACCAAGAAAAACAGAACAAUAUGACGUCAUGUCGUUAGCCAAUUCAACUGCGGACUUUGCCAUAUUGGGAUAUGAAGCACAAAAUUCUGGAGGAACGCACAAAACUGUUUUGGUCCACCGAAGUCGUGGUUGCUGGGUGCAGAUUACCACACUAGUCACAGUUAAAAUUCGUACUAUACGCAACCUCCCUACUUUUUACACUAUAUCUAAAGAUAUGCAGCCAUUUAAAAGCUGUUAUGAUGCCCUUGGCGCAAAAGUAGCUAACAUAGGGUUUUAUCAUCAAGAUUGGCGUGACGUUUGCGUGGACCCAGAAAUAUUAGAUACGCAAGUUCGAUUAACUUUCGAAGACUAUAUGUGGGAAUUCUAUAAUAUGUGGAUACCAGACUUACAUCCUUAUCAACAAUCUGCAUUGAUUCUGUUAUCAGGAGCCCUAAGGAGUGCCCUAUACUCUGAACAUUCGGAGGAGCAGUUGAUAGCUAUAAAUAAUAAAAGCAUGGAACCGUUUACUUCAGAUCCAUUAAUAGGUCCAUACCUGUUGUUGGUGAAACGUAUGUUUGCUCCAACAACUUUCUCCAACAAGUUUACGGAAUCAGCACUAAACAAUCUACAAGUCAGUCGUGGAGAUUACAUUCUUGGCAUAUGGCUGGCGUAUGUUUCUGCGGUUAAGCUACUCAUUCACGAAUUGGCAAACGUCAACCUUGAGGACUAUGUACAAUCAGUAUCAUCGGGAUCCAUGAUAACACGUGGUCAAAGAAAAGUCAUUAUAGGUCUGGUAAUAAUUACCGCAUUUAUGUGUUCGUGGGCAAUAGGUAUGAUUAUUGUCCGUUGUAGCCGACGUCACAACGUUUUCUUUUCUCAGAGACAACAAAACAUACUAUUUUAUACUAUGUCAUCUACCGCUUACGAAGAAACAGAUAGUGGUUCCAACAACGCUGAAGUAUCAUUCGAUUCAACGGAAACUGACGUUGAAUCUCAAAGAAAUGUAAAACCUGUAUGAUCAUGCAUCACCCAAUUGAUAGGUUGGG